Diuraphis noxia (Russian wheat aphid) is the source of this 1633-nucleotide messenger RNA. RefSeq names its product palmitoyltransferase ZDHHC20-A-like. The record is from RefSeq and is a predicted model, not a curated record. Lineage: Eukaryota; Metazoa; Arthropoda; Insecta; Hemiptera; Aphididae. Gene Ontology annotation, molecular function: palmitoyltransferase activity.
CACUAUCCCACUUUCCCAGUUCCCAAGACUGCUCCCUGUCCAGGGUAUCGGCUCACUCGUACGAUCAUACAACAAGAAGAUAAAUGAUAAUAAACACUAAAUUCUCAGCCCAAGUGCCCUCACCCAAAUAGCCGAAUGACGAAUACUCAGAACUCGACAAUCUUAUUUUUAGUUAUUAAUUAUUUUAUAGUAAUUUUUCUCCCAAUUUGAUCGRUGCCACACAACUCACACUCGCUUCCCUCACAGUGUACAGUACUUAGGACUAAAGUUUACGCUUUGCACGAAUAGACUAUUAAUUAUUGCGGUAAAGGAAAUUCUAUUGUUUUAGUCGUUUAAUGUAAUAACAAUUUGUGGUUAGGAGCCAUUGUCGUCCAAUAUUGCUAUCCAAUGGAUGAGAUUGUAUAGUAUAACGAUCGAACCGUGAAAAUCGAAAAUAAAUGGUGCUUACGGCCAACCGUAAUCAACAAUGGAAGCACCGUCAUCGAAAAAAUUUUGCUGCUCAGUUUGCGUCCACACAGUCAAGAGCAUUCCGGUGAUAUUUAUAUUGUGCAUACUUGCUUGGUCGUAUUACGCGUACGUCUUUCACCUGUGCCUCAGUCGAGUCACGUCCGUUGAACUGUCGGUGCCGUAUCUUUUAGUGUACCACAUCAUACUUGUGUUGUUCCUAUGGUCGUACUUCAAAACGAUUUUCACAGAGCCAAGCGGCCCGCCACCAAAUUUCAGAUUACCAGAUGAAGUAUUUGAAGAGUUCAAUAGAAAUCCUAUAGACUUGAGCAGGCAAAGCGCUAUUUUACGUGAUUUUGCUGAAAAUUUGCCUAUUAUGACUUUCACAAACACCAAUGAACAUUAUUUUUCAGAUAUUCGGUUUUGUGAUAAAUGUAAAAUAGUCAAGCCAGACAGAUCACACCAUUGCAGUGUUUGUCGUAAAUGUGUGUUAAAAAUGGAUCACCAUUGUCCAUGGGUGAAUAAUUGUGUCUCAUAUUCUAACUACAAGUAUUUUAUAUUAUUUUUGGCAUAUGGUCUUUUAAUGUGCAUUUAUGUGGCUUCUACAACAAUUGAAUAUGUUAUCAAAUUCUGGGAUAUUACUACAGAUAUGCGAAUUCAAGAUGGAUCAUAUAAAAUACAUAUAAUAUUCUUAUUUUUUAUUGCUUCAAUGUUUUCAUUAAGCUUAUUCUCAUUGCUUGCAUAUCAUAUCUACCUGGUUUCAAAAAACAGAACAACAUUAGAGUCUUUCCGCCCUCCUAAAUUUUUAGAAGGCAGUGAUAAAAAUGGAUUCAAUUUAGGUUGCUGUAGAAAUAUAAGAGAAGUGUUUGGUAAAGAAGUUCUUCUGUGGCCUUUUCCGAUAGACACACGUUUGGGGGAUGGUGUAAUUUAUCCAUUGGCGAGCGACCUCAAGUCUAAUGAUAGUGUUAGGCAAUCAUCAAACAAAUCCAGGACACCAUUUACCGUUUAGACAAUUUUUAUACACCAAGACAUGAUUAGUACUUAUUCUAUGCACAAUAUAAAAAUAAACAAGUAUACAUAAGGCUCAAAUCAGUAUUGUGUUGUGUUCUCUCUUAUUGUUAAUUUUAAUCUUAUWACUUUAAAAAUGCAAUAUUUAUAUUGAUAUAUAUUAUUAAUUUUAAUUUUAUUG